AUGGAUGAAAUUGAUAAGUCUAAGCCACGGAGGAGUUAUCUUGUUACUUACAGUCAAGCAGACUUACAGAAGUUUCCAACCAGAGAAUCGUUUGGCGAAGUUGAAGCCGUUGCAUUCACUUCAAAACGAAGUAAAGUUGUCCCGCUACAUUGGGCUUGUUGCCUCGAAAGGCAUGAAAAUGGCGGUUAUCACUACCACCAUGCCUUGAAACUCAGUGGUACAAAGAGAUGGCUUGAAGCAAAGAAAUUUAUUGAAGCAGAACACGGAAUAGCUGUUAACUUCUCUGAUCACGAUGGCUACUAUACUGCAUAUCGGUACAUAUUAAGCAAAUCUGAUGAUAUGGUUUUCCACAGCACAGGGCACCCGAAUCUCGAUGAAAUUGGUUCUCCAAGAACAAAGCGCUGUCAACAAACAUACCGAAAAAGGCGCUGUGAGAAAAAGUCAAAUGUAGCUGAUACGGAAGCUGCUACCACGUCCAAGAGAAGGAAAAAACUUUCAAAUUUGGAAGUGGCAGAGUUCAUUGUCGAACAUGAAAUUAAGUCGGAGACUGAAUUAUUAGCUGUUGCGAAUGAGCAAAGCGAAGAGGGGAAGAAAGAUCUCGCAGAUUUUGUUCUUUCACGUAACUCAAAGGGCUUGCAUGACCUCAUAGAGCAAACAUGGAAAAUGAAGACGGCAUCUGCAACCCUACUACGAAAAAAAGCUUCACGAAUAGAUUUUAUACGGAAGGCAGCUGACGGUGAAUGUUCAUUGUCUUGCAAAGGAAAAUGGUUAGAGUGCGCCCAAGAAGUGUUGGUCAAUAACAAAGUCCACCCCAUAUUGUUUGCUGCUGCCGUUAGAGAGCUAUUGUUGUUAGGACGAGGGAAGUACCGGAACGUGAUGAUAGUUGGGCCAACUAAAUGUGGGAAAACGUUUCUAUUAAGACCGUUGGAGUUAAUUUUCAAGAUAUUUUCAAACCCAGCGGCGGAUAGAUAG
Molecule: messenger RNA, 972 nt
Organism: Paramuricea clavata
Lineage: Eukaryota; Metazoa; Cnidaria; Anthozoa; Malacalcyonacea; Plexauridae
Source: the annotation of a GenBank genome assembly